AUGUCUACCGUCCCCUUUAAUAUCCAUGGAUGCACCUCUCGACCCCAAGUCUACUGCAUAAACAAUACUUCAAAAGACCCUCCUUCGAAAAACAGUUACUUCCAGAUUCUAACCCCCCCAGCCAUGCCGCAAAUCCACGAUCGCAUCCGCGACGACCUCCUGAUCAAGGAACGCUCGCUCUGGACCGCCCUGACCUCGGCCAACCCCGGCCCCGAGAUCGAACGGCUGUCCAACCCGGAAGCCAACUUUCUCUUCCCCGGCAAGCCCGUCCUGACGCUCGACGGAGAGCCGUCCCUGUCCAAGGAGCUGCGGCCGCCGUUCCACCAUUUCGACCAGUUCCAGCUGGAGGAGGUGCGGGUGAUUGUCAUCGACUUGAUGGCGGGCACGGUGACCUACAAGAUUAAUGCGACGCGCGGAGACGAGUCGUAUGUCGGGACUGGGUCGACGACCUGGAGUCAGGCGUCGGAUGGGGAGUGGCGGAUUGUGACACACACGGAGACUUUGAUGUAA
Molecule: messenger RNA, 510 nt
Organism: Aspergillus terreus NIH2624
Lineage: Eukaryota; Fungi; Ascomycota; Eurotiomycetes; Eurotiales; Aspergillaceae
Exons: 2
Coding region: 1-510 (169 amino acids)
Source: RefSeq, a predicted model, not a curated record